This is a messenger RNA of Rhizophagus irregularis DAOM 181602=DAOM 197198, 673 nucleotides long. Lineage: Eukaryota; Fungi; Glomeromycota; Glomeromycetes; Glomerales; Glomeraceae. The record is from RefSeq and is a predicted model, not a curated record.
UGAUGAACUUGAUGAUGAACUUGAUGAUGAACUUGAUGUACUUGAAAUACUAGAAAUACUUGAAAUGCUAGCAGAACUUGUAGAUCGAUCUCUUCCUGCUGUUUUUCUAGUAAAAGAAUUAUUUUCGGAUCUUAUUCUUCCUAUUACACUAUUUUUGGUUCCAACACUUGUAGUACUAUUAGACCUAGAUCUGUUCCCAAUGAUACUAUUUCUCAUAUUGUUCACGCUAUUCUUAACGCUAGUUAUCCCACUUUUUUUCUCAGAAUCAGAAUUCACUUUACCAUUUUCAACACUUAUGAUACUAUCUGAACGACUUCUUGUACUUAAGAUACUAUUUCUAUUCUUAACACUAUUUGCUGCACCACUUGUACUAUUAUUAAUGCUUCCAUUCUUACUUUUCACUUUUGAAGUUUUCAAAUUGUUAAUUUGCGCAGGAGAUGAUUUUUUAACUGUGGAAGAUGAGGAAGAGGAAUUCGUAAUUCCAUUCAUUCCCCUACCACUUCUACCAAGAGGUGAACUUUGAUAUGGUUUAUUGGACGUUAAAGGUGGUCGUGAUGUGUUAGGUACUGGAGAUGAUUUUAUCACAGGAGAAGCCUUUGUUGAAGGUGAUGAAGUGCUAUUAUUAUUAUUAUUAUUAUUAUUUCUAUUAUUUUUAUUAUUUUUCAAAAUAGGU